Molecule: messenger RNA, 3665 nt
Organism: Cololabis saira (Pacific saury)
Lineage: Eukaryota; Metazoa; Chordata; Actinopteri; Beloniformes; Belonidae
Product: T-box transcription factor TBX5-like
Exons: 9
Coding region: 390-1988 (532 amino acids)
Biological process (GO): regulation of transcription by RNA polymerase II; positive regulation of DNA-templated transcription; pattern specification process
Cellular component (GO): nucleus
Molecular function (GO): DNA-binding transcription factor activity, RNA polymerase II-specific; RNA polymerase II cis-regulatory region sequence-specific DNA binding
Source: RefSeq, a predicted model, not a curated record
GAGAGGGGGUUUACACGAGAGCUGCUGCUGGGCGCGCGUGGAUCAUGAGGAGUGGGAGAAACAAAUGAAGAAGGAAUCGCAGUCGCUGUGAACAGACCUGGCUGCAGCGCAGGAGACGAGCCGCCGCGGGGAGGCGAGGAGACGCACACAGGAGGUUUUAUUUUUCUUUGCUUUUUUUACACUCCGAUGACAUGUCAAAGCCCUGGGAACAUUGUGGAUUUCUGAGAAGCAAGCGGAGAGUAUUUGGAAAGUGACGUUUUGAACAACAGUCCUUUGCGAAAUCGAAGCCACUAAGAUAGAAGCAGAGCGCGCAGGAGCGGGAUGAGCGUGUUUUCUGUAUAAGCUCGUGAGGUAAAGGCCCGAGGAGAGACUAUCCAAAAUAAACACGCAUGAAGGACACGCUGGACAUGGCAAACGGAGGGGACCAGUUCGGCCUUGCAGAGCGCCCGGAUUCGGACUGCAUGGAUUCCCCAAAAGAGAGCAAGCAGGAAAACCACAGCUUCAACUCAGCUGCGUCAGCACAGACAGCCUCCAGCCAGCAGGAGAUGGAGGGAAUCAAAGUCAUCCUUCAUGACAGGGAACUGUGGACUAAGUUUGAUGAAGUAGGAACUGAAAUGAUCAUUACUAAAGCCGGAAGGAGGAUGUUUCCCAGCUUCAAGGUCAAAGUCACAGGACUCAACCCGAAGACCAAGUACAUCCUUUUGAUGGACAUUGUGCCUGCGGACGACCAUCGCUACAAAUUUGCGGACAAUAAAUGGUCAAUAACAGGAAAAGCAGAGCCCGCGAUGCCCGGCAGGCUCUACGUCCAUCCAGACUCUCCCGCCACUGGAGCGCACUGGAGCCGUCAGCUCGUUUCUUUUCAGAAGCUCAAACUCACCAACAACCACCUGGACCCCUUUGGACACAUAAUUCUCAACUCAAUGCAUAAAUACCAGCCUCGACUUCACAUCGUCAAAGCAGAUGAAAACAACGGCUUCGGCUCCAAGAACACUGCUUUCUGCACCCAUGUCUUCCCUGAGACUGCAUUCAUUGCUGUGACAUCUUAUCAGAACCACAAGAUCACACAGCUGAAGAUAGAGAAUAAUCCCUUUGCUAAAGGCUUCAGAGGCAGUGAUGACAAUGAGCUGCACCGCAUGGCAAAGCUUCAAGGUAAAGAUUAUCCUGUGGUCCCUCGCAGUACUGUCCGUCAGAGAACCUGCUCCACUGUGAUGCUCUCCAGCGGGGACAGUCAGGUUCUGCGGUGCUCCCCUGAAGCCGUUGGGUCACCCUACAGCUGUGAGAGCAGCUUGAACGGCAGCAGUCCUCAGGAGCUGCUGAGUGCUGCACCCACGCAUUACACUCUGCCACAUCCUCACCUGCAGCCUGGCCAGCAGCCACAGGCAUACAACUGCACCAAGAGGAAAGUAGAAGAGAACGGCGCUUCAAGAAACCAGCAGCAUCCUUACAAGAAGCCCUUCACUGAUGAUGCCAGUGAUGGUGAAUAUCACUAUCACGCAUCCCCGUACCCUCCUCCUCCUCAUGGCUACACCAACAGCCAUGCCCUGUGUCUCACUGACUCCCACUACACUUCAGACAUGGGACAGCGUCAGGCGUGCAUGUUUGCAGGCUCACAGCCCAGACUAGAUGAACUCAGCUGUGCAUCCUGGUCAUACACCUGCCCUCUCCCGACUGCCAUGACCCCCAUGGAACCGUACCCGCAUUAUACACCUCAUCCUCCCUACAGCUCCAGCCCUCAGGGCUCUCGACUCAGCACUUCAACCCACCAGAGCUCUCCACCACUGGGCGAGCAAGUCGCCCACGAUCCCUACCAGAGCCAGAAUUCUGGACCUCCAUCUCAGAGCUCUCAGAACCUUCACAGCAGGCAGCUCAGCUCUGCUCUCAGAGAGUACCCGCGCUACACGCCCAAUCUGUCACCACCUCUCUAUCACACACUAGAAACGCGCACACACAUUCGAUGCGGAGUGCCAGAAUGGAGUGCAGCCUCCUAACUGAGCCAGAGGACAAACUUUACCUUGACACAAAUUCAGUUAUCCCUCUUCUUGCUCUCCCGAGAGAUGGCGCACUGUGUAAAGACUAAUUAUGACAGUACUUUUGUAAAAUUAUUGUGAAAAGUGUGAUCUUGUUCUGUGUGAAGAGGUCUCAUCUCGUAGUAAUGUUUCUCUAGUUGCUGCAAGGAGCAGUAGAUUGUUAAGGACUGGACCUGGACGUUGAUGAUGCUCUGGAUGUACAGAAAAUUGUAGCUCCCUAAAGCAGCACAAUUAAGAUCCAAGUUGUAUUUUAUCAUCUUUGCAAAACUCAGUGACUGGUGUCUGUCAAAUGUGUGCACUGUGUGCCCCUUGAAGGCCUGACCAAGAACAGCACUAGGCUGUUUUCCUCUCAAUGUUUCCCACUUUAUGCAUCGUGAAAGAUGUAAAUUGAGACUACUGUCAGACAGACAGUAACGUUUACUGACCAAAAUAGUUUCAGCUCUUGCAACAGAGCCAGAGGGAGACAGUUUUCUUUUUAAUGGAGCAAAGCACGGCUCCAUGUUCAGCCUCAGUGAAGGAGAAAAGGGUUGUCUAAAUGUGUGUGUGUGUGUGUGUGUGUGUGUCUGUGUAUAUGCAAAACCUCAUGUCAGCUCAGCUCAAUGAUGCUGUGAGUUAAUUUCCAAUGAGACAGGCAGUGGUAGCUGCAGGCGCGUACUGCAGAGAUAAACAGUUUGUUUAAACCACGCUAUGGGCGGGAGGACCUGUAAUCGCUGUUUCCAGUGCAUUCUGGGUAAAUGCACAAUUCAGCAUCACAGCAUCACACAGAUGUUGCUGUUGUCCUCUCAGUCACCUCCAUUCGACCAAUCAGCUUCCUCUGCUAACUGAGAGGUAGCCAAUGAACAUGUUGCUGGAGUGUGCGUGCGUGUGUGCGCGUGUGUGUGUGUCUGUGUGUGUGUGUGUGUGUGUGUGUGUGUGUGUGUGUGUGUGUGUGUGUGCGUGCGUGUGUGUGUGUGUGUGUGUGCUUUAACCGCUUUUUGUUUGUUUGUGAAUUAUUUAUGAGUCAAAUGUUGAUCCCCGACAAUUGUGGAUGCUCAGUAAGGAAACACAGUGCUGUGAAUGUGAUGCACCACUCUUUUUAGGUCUCUUUAAUUUAAAUCAAAAUUGGUCUUUACAUAUCCACGGCUCAUUAUUCCAUUAAUUACUUUGAAUAGAUUUGAUGAGGUACAUUUUCAUAUAGAUAGUAAUAAAAACAUACAUUUAUGGGUCUUUCUGUACAAAACGGGCACAUGAUGAGAGUUUUGUUUAUUGUCAUACAGCGUUUUUAUAGUUUUGCCCAGCUGUUUUAACAUGCAGUAACUCGUCAUAAGGUGCUCUAACAUAACAGAAAACACAUCCCUGUCAUUCCCUAAUAUGUAUUUGGUUUGUGGGUGUGUGAACAAGGAGGUGCAAGGAUUGUUUUAUGGAUUUUUCUUUUAAUUUGGGCAUUGUUCUUGGUAAUAGUAUUUAUUACUGUAAAUAUUAGUUUGUCGUUAAUGUGUGAAACAAAGAUGGUUGUUCAAAGAUAUUUGUUUAUUUUUCAGAGUUUGUCUCCAGUUUCAUCCUCCAUCCCAAAGUGGUGAUAAAUAGUUGUGACAAACUUUUUGUGUUUUGUUAAAAUAAAUGCAGAUUUAUAAACAGAAUGGGAAUAAAUUUUUUCAA